Molecule: messenger RNA, 3524 nt
Organism: Salvia splendens (bonfire salvia)
Lineage: Eukaryota; Viridiplantae; Streptophyta; Magnoliopsida; Lamiales; Lamiaceae
Product: BTB/POZ domain-containing protein
Exons: 9
Coding region: 510-3296 (928 amino acids)
Molecular function (GO): protein binding
Source: RefSeq, a predicted model, not a curated record
ACCCUCAACUUCUCAUCAAUGGCGGUUUGAGACUUGAACUUUCUACGAUAAAUUUGUCUUAUCCACUGGAGGAGGAGGUGCGAUUGCUCUAACACGAUUUUCCUGAAUUCACCCCGGAGCGCCCUCAUCCCUCGACUAUAAUCAGAUGCGAUCCUCGGCGAAGCACGCCGCGGCCGAUAACAACCGCGGCAUAAGCCGCCACGUCCUCACGCUCCACCAACGCCUUCACCACGCCCUCAGCCUCGGACAUCUAGGAUUGUGAGCUCAAACAUAGUUUAUGCUUUCUGGCUCGAGGUUUCAUCUAUUUGCUUUCGGCGCUAUUUGAAGUUGCUGGGGAAUGGGGAUUACUCGUGAAGAAAACCUGGGAGAGGAAAGAGAAAUGGAACUGUUCAGACAAUGAGAUACAAAGACAAGUGCUUCGUUCAAUUGAUGCGUUCCUUGAGUGUAUCUCUCGCGAAACAUUGCAAUACCCACUUGUCAAGGAUUCAGUGAUUGAUAUAGUCAGAGCAAUGAAGAGCAUAUUGGAGUUCAAAAGUCAAUCAAUAUUGAGCCUGGCUUCUAAUGCUACCGUAAAGCUGGUUAAUUUUUUGCCAAGUUCAAUACUGAAUAUUCAUGUUCUGGAUAUACUCUAUCCUUUAGCAGAUUUAUUAUCUUGCCAACAAUGGCAAGUUGCAAUGUCAUGUGCUGCAUCCAUGAAUGUCAUUCUAUCCAAGUUAAAUUCUAGACACGAAAAAGAAGUGUGGCAUCUUCUGAAGGAAGCAAAUGCAGUUAGUUGUAUUGUCCAAAAUAUCAAGCAGUUCUAUAUAGACGGAAAACCAAUUCAGUACUUUCUAGAGAUGGCAUUUGUUUUGAGUAAAAUAUUGUGGCGGUGGUCAACCUUUAGAUACUCCGUGUGGAAUGAUUCUGAGUUCUUAAACAUCUUGGAUGGUAUCAUACAGUCUGAAAACUCAGUAGUUGCUGUGCUGCAGUUAUAUUCUUCUUUAGCCUUGUGUGUAAAUGGUGCGGAGAAGCUUCUUGAAAAGGAAGAGCACCUUCUUGAGAUGGUUGUUAGCUACAUGGAUAGUUCAAAUACUGAUUCAGUCCGCAUGGAGUCAUUUAAACUUGCUCGGUGCUUAGUGCUUAGCAGGAGAGGAUCUACAAAAAUGCUGAAGAUAUACUCCGAGCCGCUUGUCAAAGCUGUCAUCAAUGCAUUGAAGAGUCGGAGUUCAAUUGCUGAAAAAUCUGCUAAAAGUCAACCAUCUUUUGUGGAGGAAGCUUUUCGUUUGGCUUCAAUAACUUUAUGGGUCGGUGAUCACCACAUGCACUUUUGGAAAGCUGGUGUAGAUAGAGUACUCCUUGAUCUUCUUCUGGAAGAUUAUCCCAAAAUUCAAAAAAUGCAGCGUGAGUCCUCCUUGAAUGAUCUGAUAAUUAUUGUGCGGGAGAGCCAUGAAGCAAAUUUUCUACUUACCUACAGACCAUAUGUAUGGGAUAUUCUUGGAGGACUUGCGGCUAAUUAUGCAGGAAAUAUCAAUCAUAAGGUGCAAGGGAAUGAACUCCAACUUAAUGUCCUCAUAAUAUGUGCAUGCUUGUCCUUCGCAAACUCAGUUCGGACAUUACGUCAAGUCUCUCAAUAUGGUCUCACAUAUAUGAGCGAAUCUGAAUCAGCAAGUAGGGCAGUUCUUAUGAUGGUUUAUUCUCCUUGCAAAUGGAUUGCAUCCUCAGCCAGGUCCAUACUACACGAAGUACUUAGGCUGGAUGCCAAGGAUUAUGUUGAAUACUUACUGAACAUUCUAAAUGCUGGAUUGACUGGUAGCAUGUUUGGUCUUCCAGGAAACCUUGAGAUUAUGGUCAGCUUGAUUGGUUUGGCUAGUUAUUGUAGCCUACCUGCAUAUCGGGAACUCAUAGUUAAAUUCCAAGGGAUGAAGACUGUGCUGGCCUUCAUACUAUGGUGGUUAAACAAUCCUGUCCAUGUCAAAAGAGCUGCUUUGGUGUCUCAUUUACGUGAUCCAUUCAGUGAUAGGAGUUGUUGUGUUUCUGGCAUAGAAGAUUGGGAAGGGGAAGAUGUGCUUUUGAUUUUUAGCUUGUGGAUCCUUGCUGAGUUGUUAAAUCAUUUUACUGAUGGGAAAGUUCAUCCCUCUGACAGCCAGAUAGAAUUUUCUAAAUCCCAGUUGAUUGAGGAAUUGGAAGCUAUAUGCAGAAACCAUAGUGCUCAUGGUUCAAGAUGGUAUGCUGCAUAUGUGCUUAGCUAUUUUGGACUAUAUGGUUUUCCAAGUACUUUGGGGAAGAGAAUUGGGAAAUCCCUAGGGGUGAGAGAUCAUUCCAAUAUAAAUAUAGUUCUUGUUAAUGAGGAAUCUGUCCAUGUUCAUGAAGUAAUUCUCGCUGUAAGAUGUCCAUCAUUACUUCCUCCUGGGACAGUAGUUCCUGAUGAGAAAUCAUCCAAUGGAGUGAGCACAGAAUUUGAUAUUGAGAGAAACAUUACAAAGGCAGUACAUCUAUCUGCUCAUGUGGAUCAGCAAUCAUUGUUGAAGUUGCUGGAGUAUGUUUACUCAGGUUAUUUACAAGCAGAAGAAGGCCAUGUCAGAAAGCUUAAAGUCAUCUCCAGGCAUUGUAAACUGGAACCUUUAGUGCAAAUGCUUUCUAAACGAAACCCGAAAUGGGGUAUCCCUUUACCAAGCUUCGAUUUGAGUCCUGCUCUUAGGCCAGGCGGACUACAUUUUUCGGAUCUCAUAUUUGAAGCCAGCAGCACGAUGCCAUUGGUGAAUUGGAAGUGCAAUAGUUGCUCCUCUUUGGUUCCACAUCUACAUGUUCACAAAGUUAUAGUGGAGUCAAGUUGUGAUUAUUUACGGGCGUUAUUUCAAUCAGGAAUGAGAGAAAGUCAUUUGCAAGUUGUCAAGGUCCCGGGAAGUUGGGAGUCUCUCAAUAAACUGGUCAGUUGGUUUUACUCUGAGCAUUUGCCUGUGCCCACUUUUGACUGUCUAUGGGAAAGUUUGGAUCCUGAGAUCAAACUUCAAGAAAUCCAGACGUACAUAGAGCUGUGUUGGCUUGCUGAGUUUUGGUUUAUUGAAGACCUUCAUGAAGAAUGUUACGAAGUCGUCAUCUCUUGCUUAGAUUCAACGGAGUAUUUAUCUACUAAAGUAAUUCAAACUGCUGCUAAUUUCUCCCAGUGGAGACUGGCUCAAGUGGCGGCAGACCAUAUGGCACCUUCAUAUCAUCGUCUGCGCAAUUCUGGCGAGCUCGAUGGCUUAGACAACAAUCUUGUUGAGAUGGUGCGGGCUGCAUCAGUCCGGCUUUCUCGAGAGAGUGCUCAGCUCAGAUGACUGGGUGAACUAUAUAUCAUCAGUGUUAUCUUAUUGUCGGUGACUCAUCCCAAUUGAAAUCUUGCCAGGUGAUGUUAACCUAUUUGGUAAUUGGGUGGGCAUCGAAAUGGAACUAUAUAUUAUUGUAAACAGGCGAAUUAGGGUGGAAUGGAGCAAAGCGCAGCUGAUCACAACGAUUUGUAUUUUAUAGAAAUGUUAUCGUAGAGGCAAACUGAAUUAUUGCUGCUA